This is a messenger RNA of Gastrolobium bilobum, 895 nucleotides long. RefSeq lists its product as uncharacterized. Lineage: Eukaryota; Viridiplantae; Streptophyta; Magnoliopsida; Fabales; Fabaceae. The transcript has 3 exons. The record is from RefSeq and is a predicted model, not a curated record. The annotation marks the transcript as partial.
AUGAGGAGCCUGGAGACCCAAAUUGGUCAGUUGGCUGGAGCAAUCAAACAGAGACAACCAGGGACACUCCCUAGUGACACAGAAAAACCGUCCCAGGAAAACCAGGAGUGUUGUAAUGCUAUAAGCUUACGAGAUGGAAAAACUCUGCCACCUCCAGAUUUAGUGGCACGAUCUCGUAAACACGAACUAGCAAGACAACUUAUGGAAGAAGGAGUUGAAGAAGCUACUGACCCUCAACCCCUUGAAGCUCAGACAGAAUCAAGGGAGAAGGUCCAUAACGAUGAUCUCACUGAAGUCACACCAGUUGCCACAACAUCUGGAGCAGAUGUUGGAGCAAUGAAAGACAAUGAACCACUUCACAUAAAUGUCCCUCUGGUGGAGGCUCUGGAACAAAUUCCUUCAUAUGCAAAAUUUAUGAAGGACGUUUUGUCAAAAAAAAGAAGGAUUGAGGAAUUUGCGACUGUAGCCCUCACUGAAGAAUCAUGCAAAUACCUGACUAAGAUUCCUCCCAAACUGAAGGACCCUGGAAUAUUCACCAUCCUGUGUACAGUUGGGAAGAACUACCUUGGUCGAGCACUUUGUGAUCUGGGCUCGAGUGUAAAUUUAAUGCCAGUUUCUAUCUUCAAACAGCUUGACAUAGGAGCAGCAAGACCAACCACAGUCACUCUUCAGCUUGCAGACCGAUCCAUAGCCAAACCAUUCUUGGCCAUUGGUGAUGCUGUCAUAAACGUCAGGAAAGGAGAACUAUCCAUGAGUGUAAAUGGAGAGGAGGUGAAGUUCAAUGUCAUGAAAGCAAUGAAGUUUGAUGUAGAUAACAUUGAGGAAUGCUCUAGCAUUUCAAUUCUUGACUUGAUCAUAAGAGAAGAACAGCAGGAGCAGUUGCAGUCAGAAAUAG